UUUUUUUGCAACUCCACUUUUUUUCCCAAUUCUAGAUCAAAACACAGCCCUUUUCUCUUUUAUCUCCCCUAUUUCUUCUUUCUUUUUUUUUUUACAUAAAUAUACUUGAAUUCAUUUCGAAUCAACAUGACAUGGCAACCGCAACAACAAGGCCUACGAGAACUUUUAUUCUUGUUAAGAGAUGCUACUGAUGUCAGUAAUCCAGAUCAACAACUCAUUUAUAAAAGAUUAUCGUUAUUUAAUGAAUAUCCCGACUAUAAUUCGUAUUUAGUUUACAUAUUGACAAAAUUAACAAAUGAAGAUACAAAUAUAAGAAGAAUAGCAGGCUUACAACUAAAAAAUAAUAUCAAAACAAAUUUUAAUACUUUCCCUUUACCUGUAUUAAAUUAUAUCAAACAAUGUUGUAUCCAUAUUUUUGAUGAAAAUCAACCAACAAGUAUUCGUAAAACGAUUUCAAUUAUAAUUGUAUCUAUUAUCUGCAGUGGACAAGUUCACAAUUGGCUUGACAUGGUUUUACUCUUGAUAGAAAAACUGGACGAUCCAAAUCAAAUUAUAUCAAAAACUGCUUUAGAUACAUGUGUCAUGAUUUGUGAAGAUACAGCAUCUGAACUUGAUCAAGAAAUAAAUGGAAUUUGUCCUUCAAGUAUGAUCAUUCCUAAACUGGUUCAAUUUUAUUCACAUCCUGAUUCAGCUUUUCGAGUUCAAGCUAUAUAUGCUACAAGUCAAUUUGUAUUUUUAAAAUCUCCAUUCUUCAUAGUUCAACUUGAUUCUAUUCUUUCGACAUUAUAUUCACAAAUAACUAGAGAAGAGAAAAUAGAUGCUCGCGUUCAGCGUGAAUUUAUUAAUAUUUUAUCAAUGCUUUUAGAAGCAUUUCCUGAAAGACUUGAACCGUAUCUUCAUCAAACAAUUGAAUAUAUAGUAAAUGCAACUAUACCAUUAAAUAGAAUAACAGACGUAGGAAUCAAAGAACAAAUAUUAAUUAGUACAUGUAAUUUCUGGAUACAAUAUGCUCAAAGUGAAUAUUAUGUUUAUCAAACAAAGAUAAUUUUUAUAAAGCCUUACUUACCUCAUCUUGUUAAGAAUUUAAUUCAAUUCAUGAUAUACUCAGAAUCAGAUUUAUUAGACUUGGAUACAGAUAGACAUAAGCCCUCUUUCAAUCCUAUUCAAUGUCCAACGACUUGCAUAAAUACAAUACAUGAACAUGAUCAAUCUGUUCAACCUCGUUAUUAUCGUCCAAAGAAAAUAGACACAGAACAAGAUUAUCAUGAUAAACUAAUAAACGACUUUAAUGAAGACUCUUCUGAAGAUGAAGGAGAAGGUCAAGAAAAUUGCAGUAAUACUCAGAGCACAAAUGAUGAUGAUGAUAGUCUUUCUAGUGGUGGUGAUAAUAACGUUGAAGACGACGAGUUUUAUUCUGAAGAUACCUUGAGAAAAUGUAGUGCCGCAGCUUUAGAUGUAUUGUCUGUAUCCUUUGGAGAUGAUAUAGCUAUGAUCAUUUUAGAUCAUUUAUUUAAUUCUAUUCUUUUGAAUGAAAAUUGGCUUAUUAGAGAGAGUGGUAUUUUAGCUUUAGGCGCAGCUGCAGAAGGAUGCAUCCAUGUUUUUAGUCAAUAUUUACAUCAUUUAAUUCCAUAUUUGUUAAAAUCAAUGAAAGAUUCAAAGUCACUUAUUCGUGCUAUUUCCUGUUGGGGAACAAGUCGAUUCUCUAAUUGGUUAGUAAAUCAAUAUGAUACCACAACAACCGAAAUGGGUACGACUUUUUUUGAACCCGUGCUCUUUGCACUACUUGAACGGUUAUUAGAUCCAAAUAGACGAGUACAAGAAUCAGCUUGUACUGCCUUCAUCAUAUUUUGUGAAACGGCUUCAUCUAGGAUAAUUCCAUAUAUUUAUCCAAUCUUGACUCAAUUCAAUCAUGCAUUUGGAUUCUAUUGUCGUAAAAACAGACUAAUUUUGUAUGAUGCUCUUGGUACAUUUGCAGACUCAGUUGGCUCAGAACUCAAUCAACCUCAAUUUAUCUCUCUUUUGAUGCCACCUUUAAUUAAUAAAUGGAAUGAAUUAUCCGAUAAUGAUACAGAUCUUUUCCCAUUAUUAGAGUGUUUAUCAAAUAUUACAGCAGUUAUAGGACCCGGAUUUAUACAAUAUGUUGAACCCGUUUUGUCAAGAUGUGUAAAGUUGAUUUCAUCAACGUUACAACAACAAUUACUUGCAGACCGAUAUCCAGAUAAAAUAAUGCCACCUAAUGUUGAUUUUUUGAUUGCAGCACUUGAUUUACUAUCGGGCAUAGUACAAGGCUUAGGAUCUAAGAUAGAACCACUUAUUACUCAAACAACUCCUCCUUUACUUGAUCUUUUGGGAAGAUGUAUUCAUAAUCCUGUACCAGAAGUGCUUCAAUCUACAUUUGCACUCAUAGGUUAUAUUUCAAUCGCUUGUUUUAAUCUGCUUGUUCCAUUUUUAAAUGAUAUUAUGAAUGAAUUACUUCAUGUCCUUUAUAACUGCAAUGAUGGGAUGGUAUCAUCUGUUUCAGUAUAUAAUAAUGCUCUAUGGGCUAUAGGUGAAAUGAUCAUACGCUGGAGGGGUCAAGAGACAGAGCCUUAUAUGACGGAUCUAAUAAAGAUGCUCAUCGUCUAUUUAACACAUCCUGAAGCGCCCUUAUCAAUUCAUAAAAAUGCAAUGAUAGCAUUAGGUCGGUUUGGUCUUGCUUGUCCUCAACUUGUAGCUCCUUAUCUAGCAUCAUUCAUUAAAUCUUGGUUAAAGAUAUCUUUAUCAGUACCAUGGGGAGAAGAAAAGGAUUCAGCUUUCAAAGGUUUAUGUACAAUUAUCAAAUUGAACGUAAAAGACGCUCAAAACGACUUAUACUUAUUGCUAUCUUCUAUUUCCUCUAUAAGAAGUCCCUCACAAGAUUUAUGGAUUGAAUUGAAUGAUGUUGUUAAAGGAUAUUAUAGUAUAACAAGUCAUGAUGAAUGGAAUUAUAUUAUCUCUCAACUUGAUCCCGAUGCGCAGAAGCAAAUAUUAUCUCUUUUAGUUGAAAAGCAUUCAUAGUAGAUUUAUACCAUUUAUCCUCCUACUUGUAUCUUUCUCUUUCUGUACAUAUAAAUAUUAAUUCCUUUGCUUUUAAUAUAUAGUAUGCUAUUAUGUAAUCUACUGCCUCUUCCCUUCCUUUUUUUUUUUUUUCUUGUUGUAGAAC
This is a messenger RNA of Cokeromyces recurvatus, 3181 nucleotides long. Its product is annotated as transportin-1-like protein. Gene Ontology annotation, molecular function: small GTPase binding; nuclear import signal receptor activity. The transcript has 9 exons. Lineage: Eukaryota; Fungi; Mucoromycota; Mucoromycetes; Mucorales; Mucoraceae. Bases 127 to 3036 code for a protein of 969 amino acids. Gene Ontology annotation, biological process: protein import into nucleus. The record is from RefSeq and is a predicted model, not a curated record. Gene Ontology annotation, cellular component: nucleus; cytoplasm.